GGCCUCUCGCGGGACCGCGGCCCUCCUCCCCUUCCUCUGCCGCCCGGAACCCGGCUCGGCGCGGGCGGCCGCCGCCAUGGAGUACCUGACGGGACCGCCGGCCUCCACUCAGGGCAACAUCCUCUGCUGCCAGUGCGGCGUGCCCAUCCCGCCCAACCCGGCCAACAUGUGCGUGGGGUGCCUGCGGGCCCAGGUGGACAUCACCGAGGGGAUCCCCAAACAGGGAACCCUCCAUUUCUGCAAGCAGUGCGAAAGGUAUCUUCAGCCUCCAGGAACCUGGAUUCAGUGUACCUUAGAAUCAAGAGAGCUUCUUGCUUUGUGUCUUAAAAAAAUCAAAGCUUCGCUGAGCAAGGUCCGGCUGAUUGAUGCAGGCUUUAUUUGGACCGAACCGCAUUCUAAGAGGCUGAAGCUGAAACUGACUGUUCAGAAAGAGGUGAUAAAUGGAGCGGUUCUUCAGCAAGUAUUUGUGGUGGAAUAUAUAGUUCAGUCUCAAAUGUGUGAAGACUGUCAUAGGAUUGAAGCUAAGGAUUUCUGGAAAGCUGUAGUGCAAGUCAGACAAAAGACUCUGCACAAAAAGACUUUCUACUAUUUGGAGCAGCUGAUUUUAAAACACAGGCUUCAUCAAAAUACGCUUCGCAUCAAAGAAAUCCAUGAUGGCCUGGAUUUUUAUUAUUCUUCAAAGCAACAGGCCCAGAAGAUGGUAGACUUUCUUCAGUGUACAGUUCCAUCUAGAUCAAAAUCGUCCCAACGUUUGAUCUCGCAUGAUAUUCAUAGUAAUGUCUACAAUUACAAAAGCACUUUCUCUGUGGAAAUUGUUCCAAUAUGCAAGGACAAUGUUGUAUGUCUGUCACCAAAACUGGCACAGAGUCUUGGUAACAUGAGCCAGAUCUGUGUAUGCAUUAGAGUAACAAGUACCAUCCACCUCAUCGAUCCUAGCACCCUGCAGAUUGCUGAAAUUGACGGAAAUACCUACUGGCGCCACCCUUUUAAUAGCUUGUUCCACCCCAAGCAACUAGAGGAAUUCAUCAUUAUGGAUAUCAACAGGGUUCAAGACAAAAGAAAAGGUGCAGGUGCAGGGGCAAGAUCAAACAAGCACACACUGGCUGAAGCCUGGGUACAGAAAACCUCGGAGUUGAAUACAGAUCAUCAGUAUUUCUGCUGUACUCACUUGGGGCACAUUCUGAAUCCCGGCGACCUUGUCUUGGGAUUCGACUUGGCGAACUGCAACUUAAAUGACGAGUUUGCCAAUAAGAUGAACCCACACAAUAUUCCUGAUGUGGUACUAAUAAAGAAGAGCUACGACCGUACCAAACGCCAGCGUCGCAGAAACUGGAAGCUGAAAGAGCUAGAAAGGGACAGAGAAGGCAUGGAUACAGAUGAUGAAAGGCAAUACCAGGACUUCCUUGAAGAUCUCGAAGAAGAUGAAGCCAUAAGAAAGAAUGUCAACAUUUAUAGAAAUGCAGAUGUUCCUGUGGAGAGUGAUACAGAUGAUGACGGUCCUCCACGAAUCAGUCUGGCUGAAAUGCUAGAGGAUCUCCAUAUUUCCCAGGAUGCCACUGGUGGAGAGGGAGCAAAUAUGAUGACAGAAUAAGAAUAGCACAUUAGUCAAUGCAGUAAAUAUUCCCUUAGUGAGGAAAAAGUACCCAAAACAUAAGUAAACAUUACAAACUGAUCACAGGAACGUGAAAAGUAACAUGAUAACUACCACUAUACCCUUAAAUAAUGGUCCUGAAUUAAUAUUUUAUAUAUAAUCUUUUAGAGAAUCAGCAGUUAAAGUUGAAUUUCUGGUGCAACCAUUGCAAUGUAAGUUCCACAAGUUCCUCCCAUCCCUCAGUGCUGCUUCCUUGCAACUUCUGCAGCUGACUGACUUCAGGGUUAUACAUUGGGAGUAAUCAUUGUCUUGUGCGGAAGACAGCUGAUAAGGAAGGAUGUCCAGAGGGAGGGAUUUGAUUCUAGUUUGCUACAUUUGUAGGUGGAGUGCCUACCUACUGUUUAUUGCUUUCAUUUCUUUGCAUGGGAAGGAUGUUUCCUGUCUUAAUAUUUUGGUACAAUGGUUUGAAGCCUUUUAUGAUAUUGCUAGAUUAUUCCAUAUAACAAUAUUUUGGGGAAGCUCAAGAAUGUGUCUUCUCUUCCUUUGGUAAGAGAACUCCAAAUAAAUAUGCUUACACAAAAAAACUUCCCUGUAAAUUGAGUGAAUAUGCAGCUGUUGAUCAGAAAGAUUGCAGACUUCUGUUAAGUGUAAUGAAUAUUGGAUUGUACCAUAUUCCAUGCCUGAAUCAGUGGAUUAAAAGCAAUAUGCAUAAUGUCUAAUUAAUACACCAGGUAUGAACUAUUAAAAAACUAUUCAGACA
Molecule: messenger RNA, 2351 nt
Organism: Aquila chrysaetos chrysaetos
Lineage: Eukaryota; Metazoa; Chordata; Aves; Accipitriformes; Accipitridae
Gene: NMD3
Product: NMD3 ribosome export adaptor
Exons: 15
Coding region: 77-1591 (504 amino acids)
Biological process (GO): ribosomal large subunit export from nucleus
Cellular component (GO): nucleus; cytoplasm
Molecular function (GO): ribosomal large subunit binding
Source: RefSeq, a predicted model, not a curated record